Striga hermonthica is the source of this 1155-nucleotide messenger RNA. Lineage: Eukaryota; Viridiplantae; Streptophyta; Magnoliopsida; Lamiales; Orobanchaceae. The record is from the annotation of a GenBank genome assembly.
AUGCAAGUCGAAAGUGCUUUAUCCGUCAUCGGCCCAAAGCCGACCGACCUGUCGACACCGGCGCCAACCACCGGCCCCGGACCAAAUGGCAAACAGCGCACGUCCAGCCUGGAGGCCCCCAUCAUGCUACUCGCCGGCCACCAGAGCGCGAUCUACUCCAUGAAGUUCAACCCCACGGGCACCAUAAUCGCGUCCGGGUCCCACGACCGGGACAUCUUCCUCUGGCACACGCACGGCGACUGCAAGAACUUUGCCGUCCUGCGUGGCCACAAGAACGCCGUCCUCGACGUCCAGUGGAGCCCCGACGGGUCCCAGCUGAUCUCCGCCAGCCCCGAUAAGACCCUCCGUGCCUGGGACGUCGAGUCCGGGAAGCAGAUCAAGAAGAUGGUGGGCCACCUGUCCACUGUCAACUCGUGCUGCCCGGCCCGUCGGGGCCCGCCGCUGGUGAUAAGCGGGUCGGACGACGGGACCGCCAAGCUCUGGGACAUGAGGCAGCGGGGCCCGGUUCAGAGCUUCCCGGACAAGUACCAGAUCACGGCCGUCAGCUUCUCGGACGCGUCCGACAAGUUCUACACGGGAGGCAUCGAGAAUGAUGUCAAGCUGAGCCCGGACGGUUCAUACCUGCUGACCAACAGCAUGGACUGCACGCUUCGCGUGUGGGACAUGCGGCCGUACGCGCCACAGAACAGGUGCGUGAAGGUUUUUGAAGGGCACCAGCACAACUUUGAGAAGAACCUGCUGAGGUGUGCGUGGUCUCCCGACGGGAGCAAGGUGACGGCUGGCAGCAGCGACUGCAUGGUGUACGUGUGGGACACGACUUCACGCCGCGUGCUGUACAAGCUCCCUGGGCAUACGGGGUCGGUCAACGAGUGCGCAUUUCAUCCUCGGGAGCCGAUUAUCGGGUCGUGCAGCAGUGACAAGCAGAUAUAUCUUGUAAGACCAUCUUUCUCUUCUUCUGUCUCUAAUGUAAUUAUCAUGUCAUCUUCUCUGCAUCAAACUGUCGAUGUUGAACCUACUGGUGAGGAGGUUGUAUCCUUGCUGACAAAGAUGAUAGAGAUGGAAAUAUUUUCACUGCCCGAGGCGGCGGAAACUAAGACGAUGACUGAUGUUGCGGUUUCUCCGCCUCAAGAACUCAUCGGUUUGGACUUAAACUAA